Molecule: messenger RNA, 8588 nt
Organism: Gadus morhua (Atlantic cod)
Lineage: Eukaryota; Metazoa; Chordata; Actinopteri; Gadiformes; Gadidae
Product: protein AF-17
Exons: 21
Coding region: 1491-5024 (1177 amino acids)
Biological process (GO): regulation of transcription by RNA polymerase II
Cellular component (GO): nucleus
Molecular function (GO): histone binding; nucleosome binding
Source: RefSeq, a predicted model, not a curated record
AACGGCUUCUAGGCCUCGACCGCUUCAUUCGUGUAGCGAUGACUCACUGUGAAAGAUGGAUAUCUGACUGAACACAGAACUAAAACAGUUGGUGAAGAAGCGUGCGUGUUCUGCUUUAACUCGGUAUUUUUCAUGGGAUCUUGUUUUGUUUUACAGUUUUGGAUCAAAAUGGCUCCGGAUGAAAGCUUUAGUGUUGCGCUUAAGUGAAUCAAGGCGCAGAUUCACGGGGCGCGCAGGACGUGGUCACGGUUCAGCCGAGCCCGACCCCUAGAGCCCAGUAGGGUGUGGGCUCCAUCCAGCUGCCGGCGCGGUAUCUCUCCGCUCCAUCAGCAACACUUCCCUUUUCACUCUGCUCCGGCGUCGAAAAGCAAUCACACGUAUAAGAGUUGGCCAACUUGCCUUUAAUGUCCAACAGUAAAAGGCGCACUUGGAAGUAGGCUGUAUGUAUCUGGAUUAUAUGAAGUACAAUGUUGUGAUGGGGUUUUGGAAUUCAGGAAUUUAAUCUAGGGGGAUUAUGUGAUGGAUUAUAUUAUUUAAUGGAAACUCGAAAUGUAGUUUGGGAUGGGAAAUCUAAAUGUAUAAUGUAAAAUAUCGACUCCGAAUGAGGUUAUAUCGAGUACAAGCUCGAGCUAGGGUAAGGAAUUCAGGAAUUUAAUUCUGGAAAUUUAUAUUUUUUAUAUAUAAUAUACAAAACGUAACUUCAAAAAGUAUUAUGGGGAUUCAAAACGUUUAACUUCCACUAUCCGUCACCAAACAACGUGAAAUGCCUUGCAUCCAACAAGAAGCGAGCCAGGUACCGUAGCAUGAUCUAAAAUGAAGUUAUGGGGACAUCUGCCGACCAAAUAUUUGUUGUAUUUGAAAUGCGAACUAUACAACUAGGCCAAUAUAAAAAAAACAUUGAGGUUCAGAUGAAAGUAACCAAGAAUAAUAAAGUAGUGAUAUAUAUGUAGGACAAAAUAAUGAUGUGGGCACACAUGUUGCAAAAUUAUAUAUGUUUACUGCUGUAUAUAAAUAUGUAAAUAUGUUUGCAUCCCUUGUUGACCAAGAGAUGGCGCCAUUUCACCUUUACUGAAUCCGCAGGCGGCCACAAGAAUCCUCUACUUCCCUCUCUCCUUUCCGUUUACAAACGUAGUAGACGACACUCGGAGAAAUCCACUCGACCACGCGGUUUUCCAACAUCGAUAUCAUUGUACACUCACUAAAAAAAACAAAAACCACUAAAAGUUAUCCACCCUCAAAAUGAUUCCGACUAGAAAGGGCUGCUGUGAGCAUGCGCACUGACUCGGUUCCAUGGGGACGGGAGGGAGGACAUCACGGAAAACUGGCCGCAUCAGAACCCCACGCUGAGAUUCAUUUGACCAUCGCCAUCGCACGACGACCAGCCACCACUAUGUUUGACGCGGCGUUGAACCCGGUUAACCACCUGACGCCCCGGGCGGGGACUAGCCGUCUGGUCUGAACUUGGGUCCCUGGUAUCAUAUGGAAGCAGCAUGCGGGAAAUGGUUGGAGGUUGCUGCGUGUGUUCCGAUGAGCGAGGCUGGGCUGAGAACCCGCUGGUGUACUGUGAUGGACACGGCUGCAGCGUCGCCGUACACCAAGCAUGCUAUGGUAUUGUCCAGGUUCCGACUGGGCCUUGGUUCUGUCGUAAGUGCGAGUCGCAGGAGAGGGCGGCCAGAGUGAGGUGUGAGCUUUGCCCUCACAAAGAUGGAGCGCUGAAGAGGACCGACAGUGGAGGCUGGGCCCAUGUUGUGUGUGCGCUCUACAUCCCAGAGGUGCAGUUCGCCAACGUGCUCACCAUGGAGCCCAUAGUGCUGCAGUACGUCCCCCACGACCGCUACAUCAAGACCUGCUGUAUCUGCGAGGACCACGGGAGGGAGAGCAAGGCGGCGUGCGGGGCCUGCAUGACCUGCAACCGGCAGGGAUGCCGACAAGCCUUCCAUGUCACCUGCGCCCAAAUGGCGGGCCUGCUGUGCGAGGAAGAGGGCCCCGAGGCGGACAACGUGAAGUACUGUGGCUACUGCAAGCACCACUACAGCAAGAUGCAGAAGAAGCUGCGCUCCAGCGAGAACACGGGCGGCACCUUCAGCCACCCCCGGGGUGCCCCCAGCCCCCCGUCCCAGGAUAAACACCACCACCACAAGCAGCGGAAGAGCCACAAGGACAAGACGCGACCCAAGGAGCGACACAAGAAGAGUUCAGACGGUCUGGGGUCCCUCGGGACCGGCAGCAUAGACAAGGUAGGGGCCCCCCAACGGCCCCGGCCUGACGCCUUGAUCCACCUCUCCCCGCUUUCUUCCAGUCACCACAUCGGCAGCAAGGACAGUGAAGGCAAGUCCAAGAAGCUGAGCUCUCACGGUCUUCCUCACCGCAGCAAAAAGACUGGGAGCAACGGCAAGAGCUGCUCCUCUUCCUCCUGCUCCUCUAGUCCCUUCAACACAGGCAACUCCUUGUCAGCCCAGGACUUCCACCACUUCUCCUCGCCCUCCUCCUCCUCCCGCCCAGAAAGGGACCACGAGAGGGGGCGAAAGGAGGAGCGCAAGGAGGACCGCAAGGAGCGGCACAGGAGGUGCCAGGUGCAGGAGGAGGUGGAGGAAGAGGAGGAGGAGGAGGAGGAGAAGGCGGAGGAAAAGGAGGAGGAGGAUGAGGAGGAAGACGAAGAAGAGGAGGACGGUAAAUACCACAAGCCCCCGGCGCUGACUCCCAUGGAGGGGCCCCUGUCCGGGCCCCAGGGCCACGAGCGCCCGGAGGGCAACGGGAGCCCCUUCGAGACCAAGGUGACCAUCUCCACCUUCGGCUCCAUCAUGCGCAUCACCUCGUCCUCGGCGCUCGGGAGCAGCAGCAAGAUCCGCAAGAUCUCCUCCUCCUCCUCGUCGGGGGAGUACAAGCCGUCCCGGUCGCUCGGCAAGCCCUCCCACCUGACCACGCCCCCCAUCCUGGAGGAGGCGGACCCCGAGGGCCAGGCCACGCCCCCGCCGCCGCCGCCGCCGCUGCCGCCGCCCCCCCGCGAGCGGAGGCACCGGGGCAGCAAGAAGAGCCGGCACGGGCCGGGGCGCCCGCGGGGCAGCAAGAACCGGGAGCGGCGGGGGGCCGGCGUCGGCGGGGGCGAGGGGGAGGAGCGGCACCAUCACCGCCACAGCUCCGCCCCCAGCCCCGCCCCCCCCACCAUGGCCCCGCCCACCCCGGGCUCCUCCUCCUCGCUCUACUCCUCCACGAUGCCCUCCGCCGCCCCCCAUCCCGCCUUCCCCUCCGGCCUGCCCCCCCUCGCCAACAACUCCUCCGCCUUCUCCUCGUCCUCCACCUCCGCCUCCUCCUCCUCCUCCACCUCCUCCUCCUCCUUCACCUCCUCCCUCAGCUCCACCUCCGUCGCCGGCUCGUGCUUUUCCGGCGGCUUCUCCGCGAGCCGCGGCAGCGCCUUGCUGGGUUCGGGCAUGUACCCCAGCCUCAAGGAUCCCCUGUCCCUGGGGGGCGGCGUGUGCGGCCCCCCCCUGUCCCUGGGGGGCGGCCUGUGUAGCAGUACCUCUCUGUCCCUGGGGGGCGGCGUGUGCGGCCCCCCCCUGUCCCUGGGCGGCGGCCUGUGUAGCAGUUCCUCUCUGUCCCUGGGCGGGGGCGUGUGCAGCACGGCCCUUUCCACGGGGCUCCUUCCGUCCCACGUGGCCACGCUGUCGUUCCCCUCCGUCAGCCCUGCUGCACACACACGGGCUCCUCCAGGCUCCACCUCUUCUUCCUACAACCUGACCUCCGUCCAGCCGUUCGCUAACUGCUUCUCCGCGGCCCCCUCACUGCCACCACUACUGAGCCAGGCCCAGACCUCUCUGCCAGAGUCUGACCUCGAUGACUGUCGCUUCCCAUGCCAGGCCAACUCACCCACAGAGAGCCUCUCCUCACAGUCCCCCAUGAGCUGCCUCCCCCUGCUGUUCGACCUCCGGGACGGCCUGGGCCUGGGGCUGGGCGCCCGCCCGGAGAACGUACCGGCCGCCAGCGCCCACAUCGAGCUGCUGCUGGAGAAGCACGGCAACGGGGAGAUGGGCGUCAACAUCGUGGACAUGCUGCAGUCGCUGCACUCCCUACAGCAGGAGAACCAGAGGCUACAGGACCAGAUCCUGGGCCUGGCCGCCAAGAAGGAGCGCCUGCAGCUGCUCAACGUGGACCUGGCCGCCCCCUUCCCCCCCCACGGCCACCCGGGCUCCCUGUACGCCCCGGCCCAGGUCAACUUCCUCUCCUCGGCCCACGAAACCCUGUGCUCCAAUAAGAGUCCUCUUUCCAAAGCCUGCUUCCUGAAUGACACCUCCUUCGUUACCUCCUCCGAGGAGCUGCACUCCGGCAGUCCCUCCCGCAGUAGCUCCUCCCUCUCCUUCCAGAGCACCCCGCCCCCUCAGCCGAGCCCCGCCCCCUUCGGCCAGCCCCUGAUGAACGGCCUGGGCCGGGGGGGGCUGUGCGACGGGCUGCUGGGCGGGGGGGGCGGCCACUCCGCCCUGGCCCUGGCCGGGAGUCCUCAGCUGGGCCUCGGCGGCGGCGGCGGCGCGCUGGGCGGCCUCAACGGGGUCAUCCAGUCCCCCGCGCACAACGCCCCUCCGCAGCCCGCGCUGCCUGCCCUCCGGCCCCAGCCGCCCCCACUCAACGUCCAGGCUUUGGCCCAGGGCCUUCAGCUGCCCAAGAGCCUGAGCCCGUCCUCCAUGCUGUCUGAGCAGCAGAAGCAGUUGCUCCUCCAGCAACAACAGCAGCAGCUCCAGCAGUUCCUCACCUCGCAGAACUUCACUCCUGAACAGCAGGUGGUGGUGUACCAGAUGUUGCAGCAGCAGAGACAAAGAGAGCUACAGCGCCUCACGCUGACGGGGGGGCUCAGCUCCACCUCGGCCUCCAACAUGAUCGCCCAGUCCCCCGUCCUGCUGUCCUCCUCCACCACCACCACCCCCCCGCUGCUGCCUGGUAGUCAAGGCAACGGCGCUGGCCUGUUUGGGCUGCAAGACACUGCACUUCACAAGACCGGGGCCGCAGGCGAGAAGGGUGGCGACAAGAAUGGGUAGCUGUUCAGGACGCGGGAGGACUAACACAGGUCGUUGAUUGGACGUAGCUUAAAUCAGGAUGGAUCAGGUGCAACUGAAACUGCUGCACCUUGAAGAGCAGAGGUUAACGCUGGUACCUCAUGUGAGACUUUUUUUAACAGUCUUCUCUUGUUUUUUCUUAUCAUCUCUAUCUUACGGCCUGUUUUUAUGAAUGUAUCAUGGGAUGGAGUUCAAGGUGAAGCGUUUUUUCUGUAUAUUUGUGUUUGUAUGUUUUUUUAUAUUAUUUCCGUGGUUCCUCUUCUAUUUUUGUGUAGGCAGCUUACAGAGAGAGUGGUCUCUGAUUGAAUUGCACUAAUUUGUCGACUAGACCAAUUGAGCAGCUUUUUCGUCGGCCGGGAGCCAAUCCCUGAAGCUGUUCUGAGGUCUUAAUGGAUAAGACCCGCCAAUAAGUUUGAACUAUAUAUAUCUAUACGAGGCCAAAAUGCUCCUCAUUCGACUGCUCACGCCUUGACCAUGGUUCAAGCACCCAACGCCUGGACCAACAGUACCACCCAGCCGGGGUCCGUCUCUGGAUCAUUUGGAUCUUUGAUCUCACGUCACCUCUCGAAAACCUCAGAAGUCUUCCUUCUUGACACCCUGCCCUCCCUUUGUUUACACCUCACUCAAAAUGAAAUUCUAUAUAUUGCUGCGUCCUAAUAGCACUUAUUGUUUGAUUGAUAACGACACCACAGUUUUGACAUGUUGGCGCUUUGUUACCAUCACACUGUUUUGAAAGAAUCGUAACCUCAGAAGUGGUUGCCGGGAUCACUUUCCUUAACGAUUAAAUAUAGUUUUGGUGGAAUUCAUUAAUUGCUGCAUUGCAACAAUUGUCUAAUUUAUAAUUCAAAUGCCUUUCUGGUGUUAAAUUGAGACUGAAAGCUAAACCAACAUGUCAAAAAUGUCUUCUUUUGUUUAAUCCCUUGUAGGAAUUUAUAGAUAAAUUAUAUCCCACAUGUUGCUAGUGAGAUUAAGCAGGCUAAACCAAACUUUUGCAACUUGUAAGAAGAAAUUAACUGUAUAUCUUAAACCAGUGAGCACUUUGCAUAUUAGUAGCGAGCAGAGACAAGUUAAUCAUCCACAAAGUACCUUCCCUGAAGAAGAUUGGUACUUACGGGCCAAUAGUGGCUGUCAAGUUCCUUGUGUAAAUUCGUAUUUUGCACUCUGUACAGGGGCCUGUAAAAGAAAGCUGACUUUAAGCUAACAUUCUGUUCCUAAGGAAUCUCAGAAUUGUGUGAAUUGUAAUGGUUCUUAAAGGUGUUGUGUUUAGGAUUUAGUGGCAUCUAGUGGUGAGGUUGCGGAAUUGCAAUCAACUGAUCCUCAACCUUCCCUUUCCACCGACAAAAGGUUAGCUAUGGUGGCCUGUAAGGUGCUUGUAGUUAGUUCCAAAAUGAUCAUGAAUCAUCAUCUACGACAGUGUAGAGUAGCCAAAUGUCAAGGGAUGAGGUUCCUUGAAAAAUAAUUUAGUUUUUAAAUCUAUUAAACAAUAGAUCACAGUUUACAAGUAAGAUAUGAUUAGAGAUGAGAUGAUAGAUUAUGAUGAAAUUGCUAACUCGACAUAUCUAGAGCCAUUUUGUCCAUUCUAGGCUACCAUAGAAACAUGGUGGUGGAACAUGGCGGGCUCCCUGAAAGAGGCCCCGCCCCCUAGGUAGAUAUAAAGGCUUGUUCUAAGAUUACUAAAAGACAACAAUUUGUGUUUUCAUGGAAUAUUACACAAAUUAAAACAAUUUCUGCCAGGUCCAUUUCACUAGUUGCCACUGAAUUUUAAUCGCUGCACUGCUAAAGCCUGCCCGAGAAUGGACACUGUUCACUGUUCACACUGAAACCUACACAGGGUAAAGUGAACACAAACUCCAAAAAGACCUAGCGUUGCCCCUUCGGUCUCGAUCUAUUUCUCCUAAACCGCGUCCUCCAUCAGGCCCCUGAAGUCUAUGUCGGGUUUAGAUUAGUUAAGUUGUUGCUUUAUUUUUGUAUUUAUUUUUACUCAAACUCGUAGAUACUGUAUGUUUUUCUGCUCAGCAUUUCAAUGUUAAUUUAGCAAUACUGGAUAGUUAAUGCCUUAAUGAUGCUAGAUAUGAAGAAAAAAAAUCAAGAGCCCAAAGGCUCACUCCUUUCUCCCUUGUUUUUUACUUUGAUAUUGUCUUUUAUACAGGGUAUGUGGUGGAUUUAGUAACAUUAAAGCACUCUUCCACAACCCAUUUCUAGUUUCUAUAGGCAACAGUGAUAACAGUUGAACGAUGUGAUGAACUGUAGUUGAUAAGAAAUGUCUAUUCAUUUUGUAUUGUAAGUAUAUCUUAAGAUGAUGCAAUGUUAUUUUUCUUGCUGUGUACCUUGUAGAGGGGAAAAAAAGACUGGUUUUCAAACCGGUCACAAAGCAGUCACGGCAUAUGCUUUAGCGUUUGCUCUGACUGACUGGCGCGCCGAUAAGGAGGGCUAAGCUCACCAGUGUAGCUGUUAACAUCUUUAAUAACAGUGCAAUGCCCAUGUAGUUACUGAAAUACCCCGGCUGACCUUUACUGGUGUGUUCUGCUGAGGCCCGAGUUCCUAACCCAACAGUUUUACUCUGAAAAGCUCUCCCAUCCCUUACAGUCCUUUACAGUGAGGCACGUCUGUCAAGCUCAUUGACUGAUGAAGGCUAACUUAUAGUACCUCAGACUAUUCGAUUCUCGUCACUCAUUCUGGUAUAUCGUUACAUGUGAUCUUUACAAUAUCAAUAGUAAUCUCCCAUACAUGUGAUGUCUGUAUUCCAGAUGUGUUUUUUUUUACCUUGUCAUCAGGAAACUUCAAGAAGCCUAUCAUUAUGGUAACAAAUACUGUAGCAAUGACUGAAGGAGAAUGUUCAUGUCGAUAACCCAUUGAGCCCACAUGUUGACAUGCAUUUGUGAAUUUAUGAGUUUGUACCAAGUAGCCUAUGUUUUUUUUUUACGAGUUGUUUCACGACCGAAACGUUUGAGACAUGUACAAAAGCUUGACUGAGUACUGCAAAGGAUUUUUUAAGGGUUUCUUUCCCAUGUUGCACUGGGGCAUAUAGGCCCGCUUGUAUAACGUUACCUGUUUUUUUUUUCUUUUUGGGGUUAUUUCCAUUUAGUACUUUUCUAUUUUUUGGAGUAAAGGUUGUAUACUAUAGUGUAUGUUUGUGUAAAACACAGCCGUUCUUUAGGAUUUGGAGCUUGGGUAACCCAUGUCAUCAUUGUUGUAGGCCUACUGUGUUUCCUUUUGUGUAUAUUACAACAGUUCUUAACAGCUGGCAUUGAAUGAUGUUGGACAAAGAAUGAGUUUCCAUUGGCAUUAGAAUUGCAUGAAAUGUGAUUUUAAACUCAAAUGUAUUGCUAAAUACCAAUUAUAACUAUGCAUAGAUUUUAAAUGCAUUGUUCCCUGAAAAAAUCGCAAAGCACUGAAUUUUCAAAAGGACAAGCACGUUGUCAUUAAACAUUGUAUUUAUUGAUCAUUGAUCAAAAAGGAAUUAGACAAUAUUCUGAGUAAUUGCCCCAUAGGCUGAAUUAUUUUGAUAUUUUUGUGUGUAAAAUAAAAAAUAAUGUAUGAAGACAA